Messenger RNA from Tarenaya hassleriana, 3130 nucleotides. RefSeq lists its product as uncharacterized. The record is from RefSeq and is a predicted model, not a curated record. Gene Ontology annotation, cellular component: cytoplasm; membrane. Lineage: Eukaryota; Viridiplantae; Streptophyta; Magnoliopsida; Brassicales; Cleomaceae. Gene Ontology annotation, biological process: protein folding in endoplasmic reticulum. Bases 1069 to 2919 code for a protein of 616 amino acids. The transcript is spliced from 5 exons.
ACAUCCUCACGACUUCUUUCUUCAAACUAUCGUUGCUCGCUAAUUCUCUCUCCCCCCCCUCCCGAUUCGCCCGUCGCCGAGCUGACCUCUCUCUUCGUGUCGGCCGUCUAUCGCGUGUGCCUCAGAUUUGCGCCUUUUCUUCUGGUGAUGUUCACAAUUUCAAUUGCGCAGAGAUCGAUAACUCACCUACUGCAAUCUUAAGGGAUUGCCUUCUCAGAACAAGCCUUUCUCUAUUAGACAAAUCUGUGGGCCCAAAGGUCAACCAAUUAGCUCCCGUUCCACUGUCCACUGGAUCUGAUAUUUGCGAUUCUGCUGAUGAUAUUUCAAGUUUGUCAUGGUUGUUUGUUAUAAAAAUUUUAUUAUUUGUAUUUUGUCAAAAAUGGUGGCCGAACUUUAGGUUUAGACAGAAUCUUAGGUUGACACCACAUCACUUUCAAGUAAUCCAAGGGAGAACUCUCUACAACCUUAUAGCUAUCCCAGGAAUCAUUAGAGACUAUAAAAUUCCGUCUGCAAAUUUUUAAAUGAUUAAGGGGAAGACAACAGGUAGUGUAUCUUGAUGCAUUUAUUUGGAUGGUUGAUGAUUCCAGGAUGGGUUAAACUUUUACUGUUUACUGAUUUGUGUGACCUCUUGUAUCUAAUACUUGAGAGUUGAGAGCUUGAUGGGUUCAAUGCUGUAUAAAGAAUAAAUUUGCCUCUUAAUGGUGGCCGAACUUUAGGUUUGUCAUGGUUGUUGGGUUCAAUGUUGAUGACAUUUGCGAUUCUGCUGAUGAUAUUUCAAGUUUCUCAUGGUUGUUUGUCAGAAAAAUUUUAUUAUUUGUAUUUUGUGAAAAAUGGUAACCGAACUUUAGGUUUAGACAAAUGUAUCAAUGUUUGGGGUUUGGGGUUUGGGGUUUGGGGUUUAGGGUUUAGAGUGUUUAGGGUUUAGGGUUUCAAGAAUUGUGGCAAAGCAAAUGCGGAAAAAAAAUAUGGCAUUGAUUAGCUUGCAGCAGACCUACUGCAGAUUACUCUGAGGCGGCGUGGUGGGUGUGCCCGAUCCAAUUGGUUGUUUUGCUCUUGACUGGAUGUGCAAUGCAGAGAUCACGCAGAGCUUUUCUUCUUAGAAGGAGAGUUUAUGAGAACGUUUCUCAUGGAAGGAACUGUUUCUACAAAGUCUCUCUGUCACUGGUUUGCCUCCUAUGGGGGCUUCUUUUCCUCUCCACCCUAUGGAUUAGCCGUGGAGACGGUGACAGAGAUGCAUCUUUAGUCUUUCCUGUCAGAGAAAUCGAUUCAGAUGAUAGCAGACUAGAUGAGAAAGCUGAGAAUGCCGAUAAACCGCCAUCGCUGGAUUCUGAUUCUGUUCAUUGUGCCCUGGAUUUUUGUCCUACUAGUAGUGAUGAUACAACCCCAGUUGAAGAAAACAAACACAGGGGCUAUGUUAAGCAGAGUGAGAUCAAUAGCACACAUUUUGGGAAUGAUAUGGAAACCAAAGACAAUGAAUUUGUGAAGCCGAGGGAGAUCAAUAACAUAGAUUAUGGGAAUGAUAUAGAGAAAAAGGACGACGACCUUGUGAAGCAUAGUGAGAUGAAUAUCACAGGUUCAGGGAAUGAUAUCGUGAACAAUGUUUCCAAGCUUGAUCGGCUAUCUCGUGCUGUUCCACUUGGCCUUGAUGAGUUCAAGAGCAAAACAUUCAGCUCUAGAAAUAAAUCUUUGUCAGGUCAGGUCAGUGGCGUGGUUCACAGGAUGGAGCUUGGAGGGAAGGAGUACAAUUAUGCCUCUGCUUCUAAGGGCGCAAAAGUCUUGUCUUCUAACAAGGAAGCAAAGGGAGCUCCAAGCAUCUUAAACCGGGACAACGAUAAAUACCUCCGUAAUCCAUGUUCUGCUGAGGAGAAAUUUGUCGUCAUAGAACUUUCCGAGGAAACAUUGGUGGAUACGAUCAAGAUUGCGAAUUUGGAGCAUUACUCUUCCAAUCUGAAGGAUUUUCAGUUGCUUGGCAGCCUGGUCUAUCCGACUGAUACCUGGGUACAUAUGGGAAACUUUACGGCUGCAAACGUAAAGCACGAGCAGAACUUCACGCUGGUAGAACCAAAAUGGGUGAGAUAUCUGAAACUUAACUUCGUAAGCCACUACGGUUCAGAAUUCUAUUGCACUUUGAGUUUGAUUGAAGUUUAUGGAGUGGAUGCUGUGGAACGAAUGCUGAAGGAUCUAAUAUCCAUCCAAGACAGCAGUAUAUUCAAAACCCCUGAAGGAGAAGCUGAGCAAGAGAAGAAGACAGUGCCAACACAGACAGCAGAGUGUACCAAGGGGAGUGAUGGUGCUAACGGGAGCAUGCUGAGUGUGAAUGAGUCGGAAACCUCACCGGAGAGUGGGGUAGGGAAAUCUGAAGCGAUAAUGGGAAAGAGUAAGCCGCUAGAGCCCGUGGAAGAGGUAAGGCAUCACCAGCAAGGAAGCAGAAUGCCAGGGGAUACCGUUCUGAAGAUACUGAUGCAGAAGAUAAGGUCGCUGGACUUGAAUCUCUCGGUGCUUGAGAGGUACUUGGAGGAGCUGAACUCGAGAUAUGGGUCCAUAUUCAAAGAGAUGGACAGGGAGGCUGUAGAGAGAGAGAUGAUUGUGGAGAAGAUUAGGAUAGACGUGGAGGGCAUGAAAGAGAGCCAAGAGGUGAUUGUGAGAGAGAGCGAGGAGAUGAGGGAGUGGCGGAGGAGGGUGGAGGUGGUGUUGAUGAGGGCAGAGACUGAAAAGGAAAGGGUUAGGGAGAGGUUAGAGGAAAUGAAGGAAAAGGUGGAGUGGAUGGAGAAGAAAGGUGUGAUGGUGUUCACAGUAUGCAUUGGUGUCGGGGUAGUUGCGACCAUUGCAGUGGUGGUUGGUGGAGGUUGGGGUGGUGCCGGGGCAUGGCUUCUGUUAUUGUUCAGCUCAACAUUCGUUUUGUUUGUGUUGUCUCUCUGAUGAGAGUUUUGUUCUUUGCGCCGUUUUAUUCUUCCAUUUGUGUUUGAUGUUGGUUGUAAAGCCUUGUUAACAUUAGUAGAUGAAUUUUGUCUGUACUUAUUUUAUUCUCAGGUGGUUUGUACAGCAGCUGAGAGAUUCGUAAAUUCGGUGAUUACUUUCUGAAUGCCGUCUAUGCACGAGAAUGAGUAUUGAAUGGUAGAAAACGAUCAAA